GAUGCAAGUGGAAACUUUUAAUAAUAGAAAGGUGCUUAUCAUAAAUUGGUUUGCAUUGACUUCUUCCACACUUUCUAGAAUAGUGAUACCAUUCUCCACUCAAGAACAAGUUUAAUGAGAGAGAGAGAGAGAGAGAGAAGUCAACAAAAUCAACUCACAUAGGCCUGCAUACACACAAACACUUGACACUACUACAAUAAAAUGACAAAGCCAAGUUCAAGAUUCUCUCAAACAACCAUGAAUCUCUUACACAAUCUCUUCACAAUCAUCCUCUGUCUCCACAUUCUCUCAGCAGAAUCUCAAGAUCCUGCUGCUAGCUCAUGCAAUGACAACACCAAAGCCAACACCACAACAUCAAGAAGCAUUGACACCUUACUCCCAAAGCUAGUCUCAGGCACCAUCCAAAAUGGCUUCAUUGCCACCUCCUACAGCGGGGUCCACGGCCUCGCCCAAUGCAGAGGCGACGUCAGCAGCAGCGACUGCGCCUCCUGCAUCCAAUCCGCAGCCAAGGAGAUCCGAACACUCUGCCCCAGCCAAUCAGAUGCAAGGAUAUGGUAUGACUACUGCUUCCUAAGGUACAGCACUGAUAGAUUCUUCGGUGAGGUGGAUGUCUCGGGCGUCUACCUGAUCAACACGCAGAACGUGACUGAUCCCGAGGCUUUCAACAAGAAGCUGGCCUCAGUGAUGGAUGAGAUCAGCAAGGAGGCGGUGAGGUCCUCGAGCAGGGGCUUGGGGAGGGGGAAGAGGGACGUCUCUGACUUCGUUAGGCUUUACGCGUUGGUGCAGUGUGUGAGGGAUCUGUCUGAGAUCAACUGUGCUCAGUGUUUGGCUAUUGCGGUCAGCAACUUCCCUACUGUUUGUGGGGAUAGGAGAGGCUGCCGCGUGCUCUACAGCAGCUGCUACGUUCGAUACGAGCUCUAUCCGUUCUUCUUCCCUCUCGAUUCGCAGGAGUCGUUGGAUUCUAGGCUUGGGGAGAAGUAUGAGAGAGUUGUAUCUCAUGUCAAGAAUUGAUGUAUGGUGUUUUGAAGCUUGCAUUUUGUGCUUGUUUGAUGCUGUCAUGAAUCAAUGUGAUAUAAUAAGACUUUUUGACAUGUUUUUAUAGUA
Messenger RNA from Salvia splendens (bonfire salvia), 1104 nucleotides. Its product is annotated as cysteine-rich repeat secretory protein 55. The record is from RefSeq and is a predicted model, not a curated record. The transcript has a single exon. The coding region runs from base 202 to 1011 and encodes 269 amino acids. NCBI's taxonomy places the organism in Eukaryota, Viridiplantae, Streptophyta, Magnoliopsida, Lamiales, Lamiaceae.